Molecule: messenger RNA, 1354 nt
Organism: Tupaia belangeri chinensis (Chinese tree shrew)
Lineage: Eukaryota; Metazoa; Chordata; Mammalia; Scandentia; Tupaiidae
Product: olfactory receptor 1F12
Exons: 1
Coding region: 9-947 (312 amino acids)
Biological process (GO): G protein-coupled receptor signaling pathway
Cellular component (GO): membrane
Molecular function (GO): olfactory receptor activity; G protein-coupled receptor activity
Source: RefSeq, a predicted model, not a curated record
UCCCAGCGAUGGAGAAAGGGAACCAGACCAGCGUCUCCGAGUUCCUUCUCCUGGGCUUCCGGAGCUGGCCGGGGCCGCAGGCCCUCCUCCUGGUGCUCUUCCUGGGUCUCUACUCUGCAGGGCUCUUGGGAAACGUGGUCAUCUUGCUGGCCAUCGGCUCCGACCGCCGCCUGCACACGCCCAGGUACUUCUUCCUCGCCAACCUGUCCUUCGUGGACCUCUGCCUUCCCUCGGCGACAGUCCCCAAGUUGCUCCUGAACCUGCAGACCCAGACGCACGCCAUCUCCUACGCCGGCUGCUUGGCUCAGACGUACUUCUGCGUGAUGUUCGCCAACAUGGACAACUUCCUCCUCACCGUGAUGGCAUACGACCGCUACGUGGCCAUCUGCCACCCUCUGCAUUACGCGGCCGUCAUGCCCGGGAGCCGCUCUGUCUCCCUGGUGGCUGUGCCGUGGGCCGUUGCCACCCUGAACCCUCUCCUGCACACCCUCAUGAUGACCCGCCUGCACUUCUGCUCCAACAACACCGUCCGCCACUUCUUCUGUGACAUCAGUGCCCUGCUCCGCCUCUCCUGCUCCGACACCAGCCUCAACCAGCUGCUGGUCCUGGCGGUGGUGGGGCUGAUCUUUGCGGCCCCCUCGGCGUGCAUCCUGGCAUCCUACGCCUGCAUCUUCUUCACUGUGAUGAAAAUCCCUUCCGCCCAAGGAAAGCGCAAGACUUUCUCCACCUGCGGCUCUCACCUGGCCUUGGUCCUUCUCUUCUAUGGGGCCAUCACCGGGGUCUACCUGAGCCCCUCCUCCACCCACUCGGCCGCACAAGACUCGACUGCGUCGGUGGUGUUCAUGGUGGUGGCCCCUGUGCUGAAUCCCUUCAUUUACAGCCUGAGGAACGAGGAGCUGAAAGGGGCUUUAAAGAAGAUGCUAGGCCGCAGCACGACCUCCCAGUGAGCCACACCAGCAGGCCGCCGCACACGGAGGACAGUCUAGUCAGACCGCCUUUCGUUCUCACCCGGACUGUGAAGUCGUUGGCAACAAUUCCAUUUCUGAUGGAUCUGCAGCCCAGGAGUGGUCCCUAAGUUAUCGACGUGGACGAAUGUUUGAGUACGACACCCCUCAAAGCCAGGACGGAAACAUGAACCCCCAGUCUGAACGCACAUCAGGGCCUCGCACCCGACCCCACCUACAAGAGACCGUCUCCUCUCAGAGUGGGCAACCAAGCUGAGGCAUGGAAACUCCCGGAGAACAAAGCACCACCCAACGGAAGGGUCCAGCUGUAACUGCAAUGUUAUGUCAAAGGGAGAAGAUCGGGGCCAGCAGGCAACGUGGUUAUUAGGGAACCAGACUCCCACAUGGCC